Molecule: messenger RNA, 1409 nt
Organism: Drosophila guanche
Lineage: Eukaryota; Metazoa; Arthropoda; Insecta; Diptera; Drosophilidae
Gene: Cox10
Product: protoheme IX farnesyltransferase, mitochondrial
Exons: 4
Coding region: 94-1323 (409 amino acids)
Biological process (GO): heme biosynthetic process
Cellular component (GO): membrane; mitochondrion
Molecular function (GO): protoheme IX farnesyltransferase activity
Source: RefSeq, a predicted model, not a curated record
GCAAAAAUGUGAUUUUAAAGAAAAAUAUAAAUAACACAUAAAUAAUACAGUUUUAAUUAUGUGUUACCAUUACAUUGCUUAAAAAAACGAAUAAUGAUGAGGGUAUUAGUCAAACGAGAACUGGGGCUAAUCACCCAGUUGCUGGCUCCGGUUAAUGUACAAUCGACUCGAUAUACGACCAAAUCUACUUCCUCAUGUGAUGCCACGUCUUCUGGCCAUUCAAUAUUACCAGCAACUCAGUUGAAAGAUAUUUGUAUGCCUGUUAGUAAAGCCAAUGUGAUAGUUCCGGCUUCAAAUGUAACAUUACCCGAUUAUAAUACCUCUUGGUUACCGAGUCCAUGCGAUGACACUGGGAAAACAAUCAGUCAAUACAAAAAACUUUCAAAAUUUCGGCUUACAUCUCUGGUUGUUAUUACCACAAUGGGUGGAUAUGCGAUGGCACCUGCUGCGUUCGAUCCUAGUUCCUUUGCUAUGUGCACCUUGGGAACAGGAUUGAUUUCAGCUGCAGCUAAUGCUAUAAAUCAAUAUCAUGAAGUUCCUUUCGAUUCCCAAAUGUCGAGAACCAAAAACCGUUUGCUUGUUACAGGCCAAGUUACUCCACUUAAAGCAGUUACCUUUGCCGCUGUGUCCGCUUCAACUGGACUGUGUAUGUUGUAUUUUGGUGUUAAUGGUCUAACAGCGGCACUAGGAGCUGGAAAUCUUUUCCUUUACACAUCUAUAUAUACACCAAUGAAGCGAAUAAGUAUAGUCAACACGUGGAUAGGAUCAGUCGUCGGCGCAAUUCCACCUUUAAUGGGCUGGGCCGGUUGUGCCGGAACUCUUGAUGCAGGAGCAAUGAUACUGGCUGGAGUACUAUUUGCGUGGCAGUUCCCUCAUUUUAAUGCUCUUUCAUGGAAUCUGCGACCAGAUUACUCUCGCGCCGGGUAUCGCAUGAUGGCGGUUACAAAUCCGAGUCUGUGUCGUCGUACAGCGUUGCGAUAUUCACUAGCUAUUGUCGGACUUUCAGCGAUGGCGCCGGUUCUAGACGUUACAAACUAUUGGUUUGCUUUGGAAACACUUCCUUUGAACGCGUAUUUCGCAUACUUGGCUUAUAAAUUUUAUAAAAAAUCAGACAGCAAAAGCUCGAGAAGCCUUUUUAGAUUUUCGCUACUGCACUUGCCAGCCCUGAUGCUAUUAUUUUUGGCAAAUAAAAAGAAUUGGUUUUUCAACAAGUCUGUGGAAGAGGAAACAAAAGAUUCAAACGUUAUGGUAUUGAAGCCAUCAAAAACAGCAACAAGCCUUGGAAAUGUUUUACCUGUCGCUGUGGCUGAAGGACCUAGAUAAUUUUACAGAAUUUCUGUAUUAUAGACAUUGUAAAAACUUAAUUUAUAAUUAAAUAUAAUUUAAACUAGUCCUUUGAUAUUUAAAAA